Molecule: messenger RNA, 639 nt
Organism: Ramularia collo-cygni
Lineage: Eukaryota; Fungi; Ascomycota; Dothideomycetes; Mycosphaerellales; Mycosphaerellaceae
Exons: 4
Coding region: 1-639 (212 amino acids)
Source: RefSeq, a predicted model, not a curated record
AUGGCGGCCCCCGAAAAGACUCCCACAUCCCCAGAUGCCCACCGCGCGCUUCCAGACAAGAAAGCCGUGGAAGCGGCUGGCGAGCUUCUAAUCAAAGACGAAAAGGGCAACGAGAUUGCCUUUAAAUCGCUCUACUCCGACAAGCCUGCCGAUGAGAGACAACUCAUUGUUUUCGUUCGACACUUUUUCUGCGGCUCCUGUGAACUCUACGCCCAAGCACUCGCACGGGAUCUCCCCGUAGAGGCACUGGCAGCCAACAAAAUCACACUCACAAUCAUCGGAUGCGGAGAGCCCAUUUGCAUCGCUGAUUGGCGAAAGCGAACGGGAUGUCCUUAUCCCCCCCACACGGAGCCCAAGCACCGACUACAAGACACAUUGGGCCCCCCCAACCCCCCCAGAGCCAUGCCCGAUAAAUUCCCCGAGUACCACUCCAAAAGCCUGUUCCAAGUAAUCAAAGAUUCCACAUGGCAUGCACUCUCCUCCGGACCUAAAAAGGCCUUGUCAGGCGGUCCCGCAUCGCAGCAAGGAGGCGAGUGGCUUUUCCAGAAUGGAGAGGUUAAAUUCGUGCACCGUAUGAGGAACUCGGCCGAUCACGUCGACACCAAAGAGCUGAAAAUGGUUCUUGAAAUCAACGAGUAA